UGGCUGCAGGGUCACCGAAGGGCAGGGUGGGAGUGCCCCGCCGGAGCUCCGGGCCGUAACUGGGGCGGGGUGGCAGGGGCCGUACGGAUUUAGAAGGUGCGGGAGAGUCGCCAAAUGGAUCCGAGCUCCACCAGUUCCUGUCGGCAUGACCUUGGGCGGCUCAUUUCAUCCCACCAGGACUAGGUUUCCUCACCUGCAAAAUGAGAAUUGCCCCAGAUGACCCGAGCUCCAGAGCUAAGGCCCUGUGGCCUCUGCUGUAAGGAGCGCCCUUUCCGGUCUUUUAAGCCAACAUAGAAAAGAAAUUGUUGCUGUGGGAAAACUGAGGCCUGAAGAGGGGAAAUGACGUGACUCCGUUUUUCGUACUUGAGGCAUGAACCCAAGUCGUAGGAUCAGUCAGUUUCUUCCAGAGGGAGGUGGAGAUCUUAAUGUUCCUCAGUGCCAUCGUAAUGAUGAAGAACCGGAGAUCAAUCACUGUGGAGCAGCAUCUAGGUAACAUCUUCAUGUUCAGUAAAGUCGCCAACGCGAUCCUCUUUUUCCGCCUGGACAUUCGCAUGGGCCUGCUCUACGUCACGCUCUGCAUAGUGUUCCUGAUGACUUGUAAACCCCCCCUCUACAUGGGCCCUGAAUACAUCAAGUACUUCAAUGACAAGACGAUUGAUGAAGAGCUGGAACGGGACAAGCGUAUCACGUGGAUUGUGGAGUUGUUUGCCAAUUGGUCUCAUGAGUGCCAGUCAUUUGCUCCUAUCUAUGCUGACCUCUCCCUCAAGUACAACUGUACGGGACUGAAUUUUGGGAAAGUGGAUGUCGGGCGGUACCCUGACGUCAGUACUCGCUACAAAGUGAGCACGUCACCUCUCACCAAGCAGCUUCCCACCCUCAUCCUGUUCCAGGGCGGGAAAGAAGUGAUGAGGAGACCCCAGAUUGACAAGAAAGGUCGAGCUGUCUCUUGGACUUUCUCAGAGGAGAACGUGAUCCGGGAGUUCAGCCUGAAUGAGCUGUAUCAGCGUGCCAAGAAGCAGACCAAGACCCGAGAUGCAAUCCCUGAGGAGCCAUCUGAGUCUGCUGCUCCUCACACGCAGCCAGAUGAAGAAAGCAAGAAGGACAAAUAGGAGCUCUGCCCUUCCAGAGAUCCUUCUUCCUCCAGCUUUUUCCUGGUUGCCUUUUCAGGCCCUUCCCUUCCUGUGACUGAGGGACUAAACAGACUGAUGCCUUUUAGUAUUUAUAUUUAUUCCCUAUCUGGAAUAGACAUGGAACUAGGUCCAAGGCUGGGUAGGGGAGGAAUUAAGAAGGGCAUACAAAAGAAUGUCCUUUGUGCCUAAGCAUCUCCCCCAGUUUGGUCAGCAAUUUCACCAAAGGGGAAAGAAAAUCAAUUCCGUAUCUUGGAAGAAGGCAGUUUCCAUCUGAAUGUGAACAUUUUUAAUACGGACUGGGGGGCCUGGAAGAACACAGAAUGGGUUAAUCCAGAAGUCACGGUUUUGCCAGCCUGUGGUUUCAGUGGUUCUUCCAGAAGGCAAAUAGCAAACCCUUCAGACCAAACAAGUUUCGGGUCAGACGUACCACUAACAGAUCUUCAGGAUCGUGGACUUACUUCUCUUAGGUCUUUCUGGCCUUCCUUAUUGCUAUUUAACAUUUGGUAAAGAGUUGAAGCUUAACUUUGAUUUGGGUACUAAUUAUAAAAUCCAUUUACACCAGGACUGCCCUAGGGGAGUGUGGAAAGAUGGAGUAUAAGUUGCUUUAAGAAAGGUAGUUAAUUAAUUAGUUUCAACACUCCUUUAUUUUGAGCCCAGGAAAACCAAGAACACGUUGGGGACUGAAGGAGGAAGGCCUAGGUAGGGCAGAGGUGUUAUGCUUUUUAUUGGUUAUCUUUAGUUUUUUUUUUUUAAUCAACUUCAUUUCUCCCCCUCCCCAAUCAAUCUAUGUUCCACACUUCAAUAUUGAACAAAUAAAAAGAACAAGCCUAAAAAAAAUAAAGACUUCAGUAAACAUUG
Phascolarctos cinereus (koala) is the source of this 1988-nucleotide messenger RNA. RefSeq names its product thioredoxin related transmembrane protein 2 (gene TMX2). The record is from RefSeq and is a predicted model, not a curated record. Gene Ontology annotation, biological process: brain development. NCBI's taxonomy places the organism in Eukaryota, Metazoa, Chordata, Mammalia, Diprotodontia, Phascolarctidae. Gene Ontology annotation, cellular component: membrane-bounded organelle. Gene Ontology annotation, molecular function: disulfide oxidoreductase activity.